Messenger RNA from Drosophila willistoni, 2143 nucleotides. It is a transcript of the gene trus, whose product is annotated as programmed cell death protein 2-like. Bases 102 to 1553 code for a protein of 483 amino acids. The transcript has 3 exons. Lineage: Eukaryota; Metazoa; Arthropoda; Insecta; Diptera; Drosophilidae. The record is from RefSeq and is a predicted model, not a curated record. Gene Ontology annotation, cellular component: cytoplasm.
GAGAGCGGCUCUCUCAAACAACGUCGAAAGAAAAACGUGAAAAGGGACGAAAAAGCGAAUUACCGUUAAAAGCAAAGAAGAAACAAUAAUUAUUAAUUUGAAUGGCAAAAAACAAAUCGACUGUGUACCUGGGCUAUGAGGAUGAGGAAAUUCCGGCCAAGCAGGUGGCAUUUCUGAACAGUUUCACCAACAAAAUUGGUGGCCUACCAGACUGGCCCAGAAAUGAAGUCACCGUACCCGCUUGUCCGCUCUGUGGAAUGGUGCGUCCCCUGAUUGUGCAGAUGUAUGCGCCACUUGAUCGAUCGCAAUUUCAUCGAAAUCUUUAUAUAUUUGGAUGUGUGAGUCCUGCGUGCUCGACCAAUCAGAAAAGCUGGGUAUGCGUGCGUACUCAGCAUCUGGACAUUGGUUCUCAAUACGAUGUGAUCAGUGAGCAGGUGCCUAAGGCUGCUCCUGUCACAGGCAAACAGAAAAAGAAGAACAAAUCGAGCGCCUUGCAAAAAGUUAAUUGGUGUAAUGGGGUGGACGAUUGGGGCGAUAGCGGCGGCGAUGCGGAAGUUGUCGAUGAGGUAAUGGACAUGACAGCAGAUGAGGAGCAAAACGAGCGAAAUGGCAAUGUGCGGCCAAAUGGUAUAGGCAUUAAUGAGGAUUUGGAGGCUUCACCACAACAAGAUCUAACCAAUAUUGAUGAUGACGACGACGAGAGUACAUCUGUGGAGAAUGAUUUGGUAUGCGGAUUUGGUCAAAUGGAUAUGAGCUCAAUGCCCCAUAACGCCAGCGAAGAUCCUAAUGCGAAUUGUGCUGCCGACGAUGCCACAGAAUGUGCAGAUGGAGCAAGUGCCAGUGCAAGCACUGCGACAAUUUGUGCCGAAAUUGAAGGGCCCGAAACAGAUGUUGUAUUGGUGGACACUCCCAAGAAACCGGAACGAGAUCUUAUUGCAUUAUUGAAGCACACAUCGUUGCCGGCCAGCCUAGGGCCGCUUUCUCAAGUUAAAGACCUAACACUAAAAUCGUUUUACAUCUCCGUGGAAGUGGAGAGUAAUGCGAAACUAGAAGAAUACGAGCAUUACGACGGUGACCUUUCAAUGGAUCACAUACGCGACCUGUAUCAAGAGUACAAGAUGCGAGACGAGGAUCCAGCCCAUUCCCCGCUUGGAGCCACAUCGUCAGGCUCAACAGUGGCCACCGGUGAGUCGUGCGACGAACAUGAGUCCUAUGAAAAGGCAUUGCCUGCCCACGGUGAUGUUGUAUUCCACAAUUUUAUUACCACUCUACAGCAAAAUCCGGGCCAAAUCCUAAGGUAUUCUCGCGAUGCGCUGCCUUUGUUGGUGGGUCCUCUAGCAGAACCGCUGCCAAAGUGUCAGAAUUGCAAAGGUGAAACCAUCUGCGAGGUCCAGUUGCUGCCCACUUUGAUACCCAAGUUAAGAUUCCAGCAGAAUGCAUCAAGUGUGCCCAUUGAAUAUGGAAAUGUGCUGGUUUUCACCUGCCUAAAGAGCUGCUGGGAUACUCCUGAUCAGAUGCGCUACGAACAGGUGAUUGUGCAGUCUGAGGCAUAAAAAUUUCAAUUCCAAAAAAAAAACCUACAAAACAAUGCCUUAGUAAAAUGACUACAUGCAUGAAAACCAUGUGCAAACCUCAUCAGUCGUAUUAGCAAACUUUUUAAUUCAUAUAUUUAGAUAUAUCUGGGAUUGAUUGGAACAACUUUUAAUUUUCCUAAAUUUCAAAAACGAUGGAUUUUAAAAAGAGUAUAUUUACUCCUCGCUUUUUAAACAAAGAACAGUUUGCUAUUUAAGUCCGUUCAUCAUUUACAAUGAAUUAUCUCAUUAUCAUAUCAAAUUUAAAAAACAAAAAACGACUUAAAAGCUUGCACUAUAUAUUAACAUGUGUUUAGUUAUUUAACAAAGGUUAUUUGGAUUUUAAACUACAAAAAGAACAACUGCAUUCACUUAGAAAAUCAAAUGGAAAAGCUAAGCUUCUCACUUGUCCUAGGAAGAUUUUAUGCUCUAGUUAAUAAGAACGUUGUACGCUUUUAGGCAGCAAACCGGGAUAGUUGCUACAAAUAUUUCGUUUUUGUUCCACUCUAAAACAAAAAAAAAACAAACAAAAAAUUAUACUAAAUCAGUUUUCAAUCUAGUGAAACGCUAAA